GACGUCAAGGUGCACAGCAGGUAGUCAAACUGCAAUACUGUAGUGCGUAUAUAGCUUUUUGCGUGAGAAAAAUGCAGCUGACCCAGAGCCACAGCGCGAUGAACCGCGCGUUGAACUCGCGCAGCAGCGUUCCUGCUCGCUUUCGUCCAUCACGUAGCCAUGUCGUGCGCUGCGAUGCGCAGCAGCACGAUGGCCAGAUCGCGAUGACUCGUCGCGAUGCUCUCCUUUCGGUCGCUGCUUCGUUGGCGCUUUCUGGGACAGUGGCGCUGCCUGCAAAUGCCGUGCAAGGCCUGACUGCUGGACGUAUUCCAGGCCGGACCAAGGAGCCUGACGCCGAGGGCUUCUACACGUACACGCGGCCCGAGGGCAAGUCGGGCGGGCACGGCGUGGGCUGGAGCGAGAUCCCGCAGUACAGCUUCAAGGUGCCUGCUGGCUGGGAUGAAAUUCCCGUGUCCAUCGCCGACCUGGGCGGCACCGAGAUUGACCUGCGCUACCAGGCCAAGGAGCAGGGCGAUGUGGCGGUGGUGGUGGCGCCCGUGCUGCGUUUCAUGGAUGUCGGCUUCAACGCGAAAGUGACGCUGAAGGAGGUCGGGCCCCCGCAGCGCGUCAUCGAGGGCUUUGGGCCGGAGCUGUUCGGCAAGCCUCUGGAUGAGGACGACGUCGUGAAGACCGAGGUCGUCGAGCACGACGGCGGCCUUUACUACAAGUGGGAGCUGAAGAACCAUUAUCUGGUCUCCGCCACUGCCACAAAGAACCGCGUGUUCAUCCUCACUGUCACUUCCAACGCGCGCCAGUGGAAGAAGCACUCGGACAACCUCCGCGUUAUUCAGCAGUCCUUCCGCGUCAGGCAGGACGCAUAAGGCGCCGAGCUGGUGACACGGGGCGCGGGGGGGAGGGGACAGCGCGGAGGGAGCGCCGGCAGUGGUUGCUGGCUUGCUUGACGUGUAGGGCGUGGGCGCGGGGUCUGGGGGCAGGCAUUGGUGGGGGUCGGGGUUGUAGGGAAAUCGAGGUGGAGGCUCAGGGAACUGAAGGGGUAUAACAGGUAUGAGGUAGCGGUGCAUGCACGUGGCUUUAGAUCGCAGAUUCAAGCACAAAGACGGGAUUGGGGGUUUGAGAGAUUCCACGUGUGUGCGUUUCGUGGCUGCACGGCUGAAAUUUUGGAUGUUGCUGUUGCUGCACGGUUGUGGUUGCUAUCGCGCAGUUUUGUUGCCUAGCGCAUGUGUUACGGGACCGGGAUUUAUAACUUAUAAGGACAUUGAUGCGAAACGGAGGAGGAAGAGGAGGAUUCCGCUCCGCUGCGAGAGGCGAUGAUGCAGGCGCUGUAAUUGUUAGUGCCG
Messenger RNA from Chlamydomonas reinhardtii, 1337 nucleotides. Its product is annotated as photosystem II thylakoid lumenal 29.8 kDa protein PsbP. The transcript is spliced from 8 exons. Gene Ontology annotation, cellular component: photosystem II oxygen evolving complex; photosystem II; extrinsic component of membrane. Lineage: Eukaryota; Viridiplantae; Chlorophyta; Chlorophyceae; Chlamydomonadales; Chlamydomonadaceae. The record is from RefSeq and is a predicted model, not a curated record. Gene Ontology annotation, molecular function: calcium ion binding. The coding region runs from base 72 to 860 and encodes 262 amino acids. Gene Ontology annotation, biological process: photosynthesis.